Molecule: messenger RNA, 1669 nt
Organism: Amaranthus tricolor (Joseph's coat)
Lineage: Eukaryota; Viridiplantae; Streptophyta; Magnoliopsida; Caryophyllales; Amaranthaceae
Product: cyclin-P3-1
Exons: 2
Coding region: 165-851 (228 amino acids)
Biological process (GO): regulation of cyclin-dependent protein serine/threonine kinase activity
Molecular function (GO): protein kinase binding
Source: RefSeq, a predicted model, not a curated record
AAAAAAAAAAAAAAAAAAAAGAAAAGAGAGAUAAGGAUGGCAUUUCAAUAUUUGAACCAAAUCUAUGCCUUACCUACUUUACCCAAACAAUCAUCCCUUAGAAUCACUCCAAGAAUCAAAUAACAAAUAACCCUUAUUAAAAUUAUUAAUUUUCCUCUCUUUUUAUGGAAAAUCUAAACCCCAAAACCAGAAAUUUAGAACUUUACACAAGUCUAGGAUUAUAUGAUGCAUCAGAAAAACCCCCGAAAAUAGUGUCAAUCAUAGGCUCAAUUCUUGAAAGAAACAUUCAAAAGAAUGAGAAAUUGUUGAAGAAAUGGAGAAGUAAAGAUAGGGUGACAAUAUUUCAUGGUUCGAGAGCUCCUACGAUGGACAUUCCACAAUACUUGGAGCGUAUAUACAAGUAUUCCAAAUGCAGUUCUUCUUGUUUUGUUGUAGCUUAUAUAUACUUGGAUAGGUUUAUUCAAGCUACUAAUUGUUAUCUUACUUCUCUCAAUGCUCAUCGUCUCCUCAUUGCUUCUGUUCUUGUGGCUACCAAGUUUAUUGAAGAUGUGGGUUACAACAACGCACAUUUUGCCAAAAUAGGGGGCGUAAACAUAGCAGAAAUGAACAAGUUAGAGUUAAAGCUUUUAUGCAGCCUCAGCUACAGGCUUCAUGUCACAGUCGAGACGUUCGAUCAAUAUUGUCUAGAGUUGAACAGGACAAAUAUUGCUGGUUCUGGUUCUGGUAGCGAGAGAAGGAACUGCCAAAUUGAGCGAGCGACUCAAGUCUGUAGUCUCAGAGGUAGCUGGCUCAAGAAGAAUGAGUCUAAAUGCAAUCCUAAAUUUGUUGGGUAUACUUGUGGAGCCUUAUAACUGGCUACUACCAUAUUUACUCUUGUAAUGUCCCAAAAAGUACGGGAUAUGCGACAUACAAAAGAGGAUAUAAAGAGUUAAUGAUUUUUAAUUUCCACUCAUAAACAAACGUUUAUAUAUAUUUUCUAUAUACUUGAAUCACAAAUUCUUUCAAGAGACGGUUUCUUUAAGAGACCACCUUUAAUUGGAUCAGUCCUACAGAAAAUUAUAGUGUAAAAAUAGGAAUUAAAUUUUAAUAAACUGAGUCUGAGAGACGAUCUCUCAGGAGACCAACUGUGCUUGAAUUCCAAGGCCAAGACAUAUCGUAAAAAUAAAAUCAUAAAUAUAGAUGUGAGUGUGGCCAGUAAAUUACGUGAUACUUUACCCUCCACCCAAACAAAAAUAGACACAAUGACAAGAUGAGAAAAACAUUUUUGUUAUGCUACAAGCCUACAACUGUUUUUUACUCGUCAUUAAAUAGCUCUCAAUUAGACUAAAGUUUGAAGGGGUCAAAUAUAUACAACCUCAGCCUCAUCAGUAAUAACUAAUAAUAAAGAAAUUAUUUCCGAUUAACCCAAAAUUGAAAACAUUAUCUCAACAUUAAUAAGAAGUUUUCUUGAUUUAAUGAGAUGUUUUUGGUAUGGUGGAGCCUUAUCGGUGAAUUGAUGGUUAAAAGCUUUAACCAAUGUUACUUGCUUGUUAAGUAUCAUUUUAAUGCUUUUAAUUUUACUACAUUUUAAGUUUUAAUUUUACUUUUCAUAUAUUAUCGUAUUUUCAUACACAAAGUCAUUUUGCUCUUUAUUACAUUAACAUUUUUCUUUCAAUCACUUACGAAGUUU